GAACGGAAACACACUUAUUCUUUAAACUGGUCCUCUUAACUAGUUGUGCAUUUACAUCCAGGAAAUUAAGAGCACCAUGGGUGACUAUAUUAAGAGUAUUGAUCCUACAACAGCAGAGAAAAGUCUGCAGGAACCUAAAGUGAAAAGGAGGUACACCUGCAGAUCAAGGAAAAAUGGAGACCUGUACCCAAAACGGCUUCUUGCAGCAUCCACAGAUGCUCUUCAGUCAGGAAUACAGUUUGGAUCCAACAAGUACCUUGCCAUGUGUGGACUGGCAGGAAUAAUGAGCUGUGGAAUCACCCACACUGGGAUGGUACCACUGGAUGUCGUCAAGUGCAGGAUACAGGUUGAUCCUGCAACGUACAAGAAUACCUUAAACGGGUUCAGGGUGACCAUUGCUAAUGAUGGCAUCCGAGGUCUCGCGAUUGGCUGGGCACCAACAGCAAUUGGCUACUCUCUCCAGGGCAUGCACAAGUUUGGGCUGUACGAGUUCUUCAAGAUCAAAUACUGUGCCAUCCUGGGAGAGGAGUGGUCUUACAAGUAUCGCACCUCUGUCUACCUAGCUGCAAGUGCCAGUGCAGAGUUCUUUGCAGACAUCGCCCUGAGUCCAAUGGAAGCUGCCAAGGUCAGGAUGCAGACACAACCAGGCUUUGCAAGGACCCUGAGAGAAGCACUGCCAAAGAUGUGGGCCCAGGAAGGCUUCCAUAGCUUCUACAAAGGUCUGCCACCGCUCUGGUUCCGCCAAAUCCCUUACACCAUGAUGAAGUUUGCCUGCUUUGAGCGCACUGUGGAAGCCCUUUAUAAGUACGUCCUGUCCAAGCCCCGCGACGAUUGCAGCAAGCCUCAGCAACUGGUGGUGACCUUCGUUGGAGGCUACAUAGCUGGAGUCUUCUGCGUCCUGGUGUCCCAUCCUGCAGAUUCCAUUGUGUCUAAGCUGAACCAGGAUGCGGGAAGUACCAUGGUCCAAGCAGCCAGAUCUCUUGGUAUGUCUGGCCUUUGGAAAGGGUUUGUACCGAGAGUUGCCAUGAUAGGUACCCUGACAGCACUGCAGUGGUUUAUCUACGAUUCCUUCAAGAUCUACUUCCUCAUGCCCCGCCCCCCACCACCAGAAAUGCCUAUCAGCAUGAAAGCAAAACUAGAGUCCGACGAAAGAAAAAGGAAAUAAUUCUGCAUUCUUGCCAACACUCGAUAUGAAGAUAUCUUUGAUAGUGGAGUGCUACCAAUCCAUGUAAAGCACACUAAAAUACUGAGAAAAAGUUUACGCCACGUGUUCGUGUAGUCCCAUAUACAUCUUUCAGUG
Strongylocentrotus purpuratus (purple sea urchin) is the source of this 1300-nucleotide messenger RNA. RefSeq names its product phosphate carrier protein, mitochondrial-like. The coding region runs from base 77 to 1165 and encodes 362 amino acids. The transcript has a single exon. The record is from RefSeq and is a predicted model, not a curated record. NCBI's taxonomy places the organism in Eukaryota, Metazoa, Echinodermata, Echinoidea, Camarodonta, Strongylocentrotidae. Gene Ontology annotation, cellular component: mitochondrial inner membrane. Gene Ontology annotation, biological process: mitochondrial phosphate ion transmembrane transport. Gene Ontology annotation, molecular function: phosphate transmembrane transporter activity.